Uranotaenia lowii is the source of this 1308-nucleotide messenger RNA. Its product is annotated as arrestin domain-containing protein 3-like. The record is from RefSeq and is a predicted model, not a curated record. The transcript is spliced from 3 exons. NCBI's taxonomy places the organism in Eukaryota, Metazoa, Arthropoda, Insecta, Diptera, Culicidae. Gene Ontology annotation, biological process: protein transport. Gene Ontology annotation, cellular component: cytoplasm. The coding region runs from base 203 to 1165 and encodes 320 amino acids.
UGUUAACGACGAAACGAACGCCCUAGUUGAGCAAGGCCACAUCAUAUCCUUCGCUGCAUGAUCGCAGCUUCCCGCAUCCUAUCCGAAUCCGUCAUCGAUCUCUGGCACCACAGCAUCAUUGUUUUUCAUUCAUCAGUGUAGAGUUAUCAUAAAGUAGAGUAGUGAAUCGUGCGUUUUUCUUCCAUCCCAUCACUGCUGCAUAAUGCCAACCACCUGUAAAUUUCGACUGCGAAACGAUGCCAAUAAGGUGUACUAUUGUGGAGAAAAGCUGGACGGCAGUGUCGACCUUACUUUUACGGAAACGAAAAAAGUAAACGGAAUCAAAUUGAUCAUUGCCGGUGUUGCCCACAUCAAAUGGCUACAGUACAGGGGACCAAACCGAUACAGCACCACUUUCAAGGGAAGUGAAGCAUGUCUGCAUUCCGAAAUAGAUCUGCUCAGAGCUGAAGGUGAAACAACGGAUGUUCCAGCGGGGAAGCAUACCUAUAGUUUCGACUGUUUCCUGCCGGAAACGCUUCCUACCACCUUCGAAGGCAAGCACGGCCGGAUUCAAUACAUCCUAACGGUGAUCUUGCAACGAUCCUGGAAGGCGGAUAAAAUUUUUACCAUCGAAUUCAUCGUAUUGCGCAACGUCGAUCUCAACUUAGAACCUACCUCGAUUCGUGGCCCGGCCCGGGCCGAAAUAAGCAAAUCGUUUCGCUGCUGGCCUUGUAGAACCGGUCCAUUAUUGGUGACUCUGCAAGCCCCAGUGACUGGCUAUGUAGCGGGCCAACGUAUUGCGGUGAUGUUAGAAAUACACAACGAAAGUAGUUCCAAAAUUCAAGUUGUACAUUUGAAACUGGUCAUGGUCGUUUCCUAUACCAGCGAUACUCCUCGGGCGAAGAUCAAAAGCGAUCGCGAGGAUGUAGUCAAUAUAGAGGUCGAACAGUUCGAAGAUUUGGGCGAUGGGUGCAAAUACGAGGAAAAUUUGCUAAUACCUGAACUGCCGGCCACAACCCCCAGUGACAGUUGCUGUAAGAAGAUCAAAAUCGACUACGAACUGGAAGCGGAACUCGAGGUAGGAGCCGUCCAUCAGGUAAUGAAACUGACCAUCCCGAUCACCAUUGGAACCGUACCGCUUAACUGUGACCGCCGGGAAUCGACCAUCGUUGAGCUGGAAACCUAAGAAACUACGAACACAAUCGCAAAGCUCUGUUUUAUUUGAAGCGUUUUGUACUCAAUGUUAACAUUUAUGAAAUCAGAUUAUCUUGUAUGAUGUUUUGCAAAGUGUCUAAACUUGCUUGUUAAAUCGUUAAAAAUAUAUCACAA